UAAACUAUGGGUAGAAAGAACAACACCAAUGUGCCUGACUUCAUCCUUUUGGGACUCACAGACUCUGAAGAGGCCCGGCUGGUUCUCUUUCAUCUAUUUCUGCUGAUCUACCUGGUUACUGUGCUGGGGAACACAGGGAUGAUCCUCAUCAUCCGCCUGGACCACCAGCUGCACACGCCCAUGUAUUUCUUCCUCAGUCACCUGUCAUUCCUUGAUCUCAGCUACUCAUCAGUCAUUACCCCUAAAACCUUGGAAAACCUAAUAUUUGUCACCAAGCAUAUUUCAUUUGUAGGCUGUUUUGCUCAAAUGUAUUUUUUUGUCCUUUUGGGUGCCACAGAAUGUUUUGUUCUCUCUGCAAUGGCCUAUGAUCGCUAUGUAGCUAUCUGCAAACCUCUACAAUACCCAGUCAUUAUGUCCAUGUCACUCUGCCGAUCUCUCAUCGCUGUAUCCUACUUGAUUGGCUUUUUUGAUUCCUGUAUUACUGUGCUGGGCAUUUACACCCUGCAUUUCUGCAAUUCCAAUGUCAUUCAUCAUUUUUUCUGUGACAUCACUCCAAUUUUAACCCUCUCCUGCACUGACACACAUGAAGUUGAGUUCACA
Messenger RNA from Echinops telfairi (small Madagascar hedgehog), 600 nucleotides. Its product is annotated as olfactory receptor 8H1-like. The transcript has a single exon. NCBI's taxonomy places the organism in Eukaryota, Metazoa, Chordata, Mammalia, Afrosoricida, Tenrecidae. The annotation marks the transcript as partial. Gene Ontology annotation, biological process: sensory perception of smell; G protein-coupled receptor signaling pathway. The record is from RefSeq and is a predicted model, not a curated record. Gene Ontology annotation, cellular component: membrane. Gene Ontology annotation, molecular function: odorant binding; G protein-coupled receptor activity; olfactory receptor activity.